AGAGUUUUAAUGGAGGAUUUUAAAUCUGAGAUUUCGGGUUCGUCAUGCUCCAUUCCUUCUGAGCCUCCUGAUAUACGGAACUGGUAUUCAAGUUACAAGUACGAGUCUUUUGUCUUGGAUACAUGCGAAAAUUUCGGAGGAACAUUUUCAGAAGAAAGGGAAAGUGACAAAGAUGAAUUGGUGAUUGGAGAAAUUAACAGAGAAAAAGAAGAGAACUUUAACGGGUCUGGAGAAAUUAGAAAUGCUGAUGAACAUGGGAACUUGAAUUCUAAUGAGGAUACUCUUCACUCCCCUUCAAUCCUUUCUGAACCUCCUGACAUCAGAAACUGGUAUUCGAGCUAUGUGUAUGAAUCUCCUUUGUUGGAUACGAGUGAUGGUUUUAGAAGUUAUGUUUCUGGAGAAAGUGAAUGUGAGAAAGAUGAACUUGCCAUUGGACAAAGCAUCGAAGAUGAAGCAGCAAAUUUGGGUCAAGAAACGGGAAGCACUUGCAAACCAGAUGCCUCUGAGAAAAUAUGCUCAACUAAAUUGGUCAAAUGCAGUAGUUCUUUAGUAGAUAGGAAGAAUGAAUCACACUCUCUCUUUUCGGGACCUCCGGAUUUGGGAUUUUGGUUCUCAGACUAUGUGUACGAGUCUCCUGUCUUGGAUACAAGUGAUGAAUUUAGAGAUAUUCUUUCCGAAAAAAAAGAACCUAAUGAGGAUGAAUUUACCGUUGAGGAGAGGAAGAGAGAGAAACAAGGGAAAUUCGACACAACAACAAAAACUAGACAUAGAAAUGAAAUGGUUGUUGUUAAGAAGAUGUGGGCAAAUGAGUUUAGGAAAUGCAACAGCUCCCUAAGAAAUGAUGAGCAAGAAAAUAUGUCUAUUAGUAAGGAUUUGCACUACGCUGGAGGAAAGGAAAACCUUACUUGGAAGGGUGAUUUGUGUUUUGAGAAGAUCUUGGAUCCAAUCUUGGAAGUCAAACAAGUGCGAGGUAGCAGCAUCGAUUCAAACAAAGGUGUUGAAAACUCAGGCUUUAAUGGUGGAGAUUUCCUAUCUAAACUUGAGAAAGCUGAUUCUCAAUCGACAGAUAUCAGCAGAAGUGCAGGCGAAAAUGAUCGAAAAUCUUCAAAGAAGUUGAUUAAUAGGACGGGUAGCACAAAAAAGAGCUCAGUUACUAAAGUUGAUCUUGCAUCACAUGAUCAGAGUCAGGAUUUCGAUCAGGUCAGUGGAGGUAAUCGGAGAAAACCAACCCAUGGAAGCAAUGACAAAGAGAAUGAAGGAAAAGACAUUGCAGAAGAUGGUUUUAUCACUACAAGCAAGAACAAGUUUACAAGAAGAAAUGAUGAAAAUUCUCUGGGAGAAAGGGGAGAGGUUGUGUUACAGUGUUCAAGAAACAAAAGUAGUAAUAUAGCAGGCGGUGAAAGGGGUGCUGUCGUGAAAAGAAAGGUGUUGGCAGAAACAACCAAUGUUCAACGCUGUGAGGCAAUGGAGAUCACUGGAAAAUGGCGUUGUCCACAGAAAAGCAAGCCUCACCGUGGCCCUCCUUUGAAGCAGCUUCGGCUUGAGCAAUGGAUUCGCAGGGUGUGACCCUGCGAAAAAGGCCUCAUUUGCAGAAAUCUUCUCGUCGCAUGCCAUGGAAGAUCCUCUGUCAUCUACUUUUCAACCUGAACUCCCUUAUGUUCAGAAACUGAAAAUUACCUUGUUCGGGCAUAUUCCUAAUCAAACCAAAGGCAUUCCA
Molecule: messenger RNA, 1717 nt
Organism: Theobroma umbraticum
Lineage: Eukaryota; Viridiplantae; Streptophyta; Magnoliopsida; Malvales; Malvaceae
Product: ATP-dependent caseinolytic protease/crotonase family protein
Source: RefSeq, a predicted model, not a curated record